GAACGUACAGGGGCAUACCAACCCAUUAACAUUGUAAUCAACAAAAAAAACUCAUGUCUAUUGCAACUGAUUAAGAUUAUAACAAUAAAUCCUAUAAUGGAUAUUGCUGUGCUUGUGUCUAUUGCUGUAGCUAUUGUGACUUUAAUUCUGUUGUUUCUCACUUUGGUUUCACGCAAAAAAUUUGUGAAGAAUGGAGUUGAGAUCGAAGCAACAGUACGAGGACAAGCACGAGAACAGGGUGUACGUCGAGCAGCUGGUAUACGCAAUGCUAGACGGAGGAUGCAGGCUCGAUGGCGUCGAGAAUCCGACCAAGAGGUGAAUGAUGCAUCAGAGGAAGAUGAAAACAUGGUACCCAUUGAGACAGUUGGAUUUCCAGAAGGUAAAUUGGGUGCUAAGAAGAGAGCAAAGCUUGAAGCCAAAGCUGAAAAAAAACAGCAGCGAGAGGCUCUGGAGAAAGAGAGGGAGGAGAGAAAGAAACGAGAGCAACAAGCUCAAGUGGAAUCUGAUAAGCUACGAGAAAAGGAGAAGUUGGAAGAACUGGCACGUGAUGAGGUUGAGAAAAAAGUCAGGGCGGAGAGAGAAAGACUUGAACAUGAAGAAUAUUUUAAAAUGAAAGAAGCUUUUAAAAUUGAAGAGGAGGGUUAUGAUGUUAGUGAGGAGGAGGACCAUAAAAAUCAUCUCGAAAAUUUCAUUGAUUAUUUAAAAUCUAAUAAAGUUGUUAUCUUGGAAGACCUUGCCGGGCAUUUUAACAUGAAGACCCAAAGUGUUAUCGAUAGAAUUAGGCACCUACAGGACAAUGGUCGACUUACUGGUGUUGUUGAUGAUCGGGGAAAGUUCAUCUACAUCUCCCAAGAGGAAUUGGAAAGUGUUGCCAAGUUCAUCAAGCAGCGGGGACGGGUUAGUAUCACUGAACUUGCUGAAAACUCAAACGGACUCAUUAAUCUCAAUUCAGAACAGAAAAUAUCUGCGGGUGCUACUUGAUUGCAGCUGCCAUUCUAUUGAGUUCAACAGCUGAUGAUUUCAAUUUAUAUUAUAUUAAUCAAUUUUUGUAUUAAUAAACGAUUUGUACAAAGAAUAA
Messenger RNA from Fopius arisanus, 1078 nucleotides. It is a transcript of the gene Ddrgk1, whose product is annotated as DDRGK domain containing 1. The coding region runs from base 97 to 981 and encodes 294 amino acids. The record is from RefSeq and is a predicted model, not a curated record. NCBI's taxonomy places the organism in Eukaryota, Metazoa, Arthropoda, Insecta, Hymenoptera, Braconidae. The transcript is spliced from 2 exons.